This is a messenger RNA of Drosophila grimshawi, 2417 nucleotides long. RefSeq names its product sulfhydryl oxidase 1 (gene Qsox1). Gene Ontology annotation, biological process: protein folding. NCBI's taxonomy places the organism in Eukaryota, Metazoa, Arthropoda, Insecta, Diptera, Drosophilidae. The transcript has 2 exons. Bases 195 to 2126 code for a protein of 643 amino acids. The record is from RefSeq and is a predicted model, not a curated record. Gene Ontology annotation, molecular function: protein disulfide isomerase activity; flavin-dependent sulfhydryl oxidase activity. Gene Ontology annotation, cellular component: Golgi membrane.
UACAAGUGGGAGAAAGAGAGAGGGCGAGCGCAAAGCAAAAACGCUGCUGGUAAUCAAAAAUUACUGAAACCAUAAAACAUUCCAAAUGCUACGGUAAAAUAAAUAUCGUAUCAGUCGUACUUAUUGCAUUGCGCACCGAACACCUACAACGACAACACACCACAAACAACACCAUUCAACACACACCAAAAACAAUGAAUCGACAAGGUGCGCAGCUGGCACUUUGUUUAGUCGUAAUUUACCUGCUGGAAUCGAUCUCUGCUGGCGUCCCCCUCAAUAGAUACGAGACGCUGUUGAAACAGCAGUCUGAACCGCAGGACGAGCUGCUGGGUCUGUACGAUGGCAAAGAUAAGGUUGUCAAGCUAAACGUUAACAAUUUCAAUGAGACGGUGCUGGAACAGAAUCGCGGCUCGCUGGUUGAAUUUUACAAUACAUAUUGUGGGCAUUGCAGACGUUUUGCGCCCGUCUACAAAAAGUUGGCGGAGCAGCUGCAUCCGUGGCAGGAUGUGGUGAUUGUGAGUGCCAUCGAUUGUGCCGCAGAGGAGAACAAUGGCAUUUGUCGCACCUACGAGGUGAUGAGCUAUCCCACGCUGCGCUACUUGGGACCUAGCUUCCAGCCCACCGCCACGCAAUAUGGCGUCAAACUGGAGACACAAAAUCCCGACGAGUUGCGCUCGCUGCUCGCUGGUCUAGUGUCAGUCGAGAAUCAGACUGCGAAUAAUAUACAUUGGCCAAAUGUUGCGCCUGUUACGGAGUCUGAUUCGGCUGGUAAUCUGUUCGAGGAUCUGCAAAGCGUGCAGGAGCAGAUAGCGCUAAUCUUUGAGCCGGAGAACUCCACGCUGGCAAUUGAAACGGCGAUGUUUCUGUUGAACUGGCCAGCGGUGGAGGUGCGUCGUAUUAACGAUGCUACAAUUGCUGCUAAAUUCAAAAUUGAUAGCAAGCAGCAUCAGCUGGCGCUGCUGGAUCGGCGGGGUGCCAUCCAAAUACACACGCCAGCCAAUCAAACCAGCAUAGCCUAUGCCCAGGCCAUAGAAUCUGCGCUUCGUGCUUUGAACAUGACGCCCCGACCGCAAAAGCAGUUGCAGCAACAGCAGCAGCUCCCAUCUGCACCAAUCGGUCGCAAUCGAGAAGUCAGCGAAAUUAUCAGCGAGGUGCAUCGCAAUAAGCAUUUGAUAUAUCAAGCGGAUCUGGAGCAGGCAAUACGCACCAUUCUCCACAACGAGGUGUCCAAGCAGAAUGAGAUUGGUGGUGAGCCCCUGGUUGCUCUCCAGCGUUUCCUAACUGUGCUGGAACGUUACAAUCCGUUGGGCACCAAUGGACGGCAGAUGGUCAGCAAGCUGAGGGAGUUUGUGGUGCAGUUCAAUCAAAAGCUGUCGGGUCAACAGUUCGAACAGGAGCUGCGACGCUUGGUAUCGAAACUGGGUCAAAUAUAUUCCACCACAAAUUAUGUGGGCUGCACUGGCUCCAGUCCGCAUCUGCGCGGCUUUACCUGCUCACUGUGGACACUUUUCCAUUACCUGAGCGUACAGUCAGCCGGCAAUGAAGAGGCACAGGAUCCACUCGAAGUGCUACAGGCAAUGCAUGGUUACGUUCGGAAUUUCUUUGGCUGCACCGAUUGCAGCAACCAUUUCCAGGAAAUGGCAGCACGCCGAAAAAUCUGGAGCGUAGCCUCGAAAGACGAAGCCGUACUUUGGCUAUGGGCGGCGCACAAUGAGGUCAAUCAGCGACUAGCCGGAGAUGCGACCGAGGAUCCACAAUUCCCAAAAAUACAAUUUCCCAGUGCCAACAGCUGUGCUCAGUGUCGUCGGGCAACCGCAAAUGCCUCUAAGGACAGCUUGGAGUUGAACUGGAACAAGGAUGCGGUGCUCAGUUUCCUCAAGAACAUACAUAAUCCGCAAUUUAUCAGCCGCUAUGGUGUGCCGCGCGAGCAGCUGCAGCACGAGGCGCUCGUCAAGGAACGCCAGAAGCGUCAGAUCUCCAGCGUUUUCUCAGACAUGGAUGUGCGAAUGGGCAUGUUCCUGUAUGCCUUCUGCAUUUUCAUGAUGGUGUUGGCCUUCAAACUGUUCGCCUUUAAGGGCGGCUAUCGGAAGAAGCCCUACGGCCACGAUUUGCUCGGUAAAGUGUAAUUCAAACAAAUCGAGGAAUUACACUAAAAAAAAAAAAAAAAAGACACGAACACCGAAAGUGAUCGCAAUAUCGAACGACCACUUUUUAUUGUUUGUUUUUUGUAUGUAUGUAUGUAUGUGACACAAAGUAUUUAAGAUGAAAGUGUAUAUAUCAAUAAUCUUCCAGUUGUAAUCCUUUAUCAUAAUGACAACAAUCGCUUUUGUAAAAUUACGUAUUAAAAUGUUUUAUACACCAGCAGUCCAAAUAGAAGAAUAAAUUCUAUCUACGAACGAUUGUUUAUCGGCAAAUCA